This is a messenger RNA of Penicillium arizonense, 198 nucleotides long. RefSeq lists its product as uncharacterized. The coding region runs from base 1 to 198 and encodes 65 amino acids. The transcript is spliced from 2 exons. The record is from RefSeq and is a predicted model, not a curated record. Lineage: Eukaryota; Fungi; Ascomycota; Eurotiomycetes; Eurotiales; Aspergillaceae.
AUGGUUCAAUUGUUGACAACCUUGGGAGCAUCCAUCGCCAAACCCGUACAGCAAAAGCCUCCCAUCGGCGUGAACGUCAUGGUCAAAGAAGACAAGGUCUUCGGCCACAACGAUGCUAUAUAUGAUACCGUGCCAAAAGAAGACCAGCUAUUUAACAUCGAGUUCCUUGAGAUUGCCCCGACGCCUAUUCUUGCGUAA